AAACUACAGCACCACAGCCAACGAACGUCAGGAUAUAAAUCAGGCACUCAAUCGCCCUUUCAAAUCGCCUUUGUGUACCCGAAACCUUUUUGGUAGCUCACGCACUUUAUCGUCCCCCAGUCUGCCGCACGCGCGACGCUAAUCUGUCCACUUUGCUCAGCUCGAGCCACUCAGUUUGCUACAGAUCGCCGGUGCGAUCGCAAUCAAAAGAUCGACCCCAGUCCCUCCACUAACUAUUGCGAUUGGUUUUGCAGAGCAAGAACCACACAAAGAGCCCCGAACGAGGCUAGAGCCAACACAGCUAGCGGAAAGCUUAAAACCUUAAAGCUUUUGUUCUAUGUAGAACAUAGAACGACCACAAAUAGUUCACCAAAGUGCUUUCAGCUACAGUGCGCUACACGUUCCCGAACGAACGGGCGUGUCCGACAAACAAGCAAAAAAAGCGCUUUUUUCCUUCUACAUUCGGUGUACAAGGAAGAACCGAUUUUGCUCGACUGCGGGUUGUGUGCCUGUGUGUGAUAUGGUGAUUUAAAAAAUGGUGGUCAUUGGAUAUUGGAACGUUGCCGCUACCACCACUACUAAGUGAUUGAGUGACGGACGACUGGCUGCUGACGUGUGCUCGGCUUCGACAGCGACAGACGGACAGACGGAAACGGAGACGGACGUGCUGCCAGUACGCGGCAAGCAGCGCAUUAAUGGCAAGGAUUUGUUGAGACGACGAUUGAACAUUCAUCGGUUUAUCCUGGCAGGAUUUGAAGACUUUGACCACAAACUUCUGAUGGACAUGUUGAUGCGAUAACGCAAGACGACCCGCAAGAGACAGACAUCACUCACGCUACGGUGGCAUAUUGUGGCAACAGACAGGAUAAAGACGCAAUCGACGCAACCCACAGAUCCCGGAAUUUUCCAGAAUACUCAGUCACAUUGCAAAUUCCUGGGCUUCCCCUGCUUUUUUCCUUCCGGCUGGCUGGUUCCAGGCUUCCACAUCCCAACCGUUUCUACCCUACUUGCUCCCGAAGCCUGAAGCGCUAUCCCGUACAGCCCCGGUGCGGUGCAAAAUGAUGGCAUCCUGUUCGUCGUUUAACAAGCACAUCUUCCUGAAUGGUGGACCGCCGAGCGAGACGACGAGCGAAAUCUCGUCGGUCGAGAGCGAUUGGGGCGAUCUGCGGCUGAUUGCGGCGCAGCUGGGCGUCGCCAAUCCGGACGAUCUGCACGUGGAGCGGUUCAAGGUGGACCGGCAGAAGCUGGAAGACAUGAUAAAGGUGGAAACAUAUUCAGAGGGAAUGAAUAGUGCCGAGGAGUUCUUCACGAAUAUCAUGAAGGAGACCACCACCUAUGUCAGCUGGCCCUGCCGGUUGAAGAUCGGCGCCAAGACGAAGAAGGAUCCCCACAUCCGGAUCGUGGGCAAGAUGGCGGACGUGCUGCGGGCGAAGGAUAAAGUGAUGGCCCGGCUCGACUCCAGGGGUAGCCGCGUGAUCAUGAAGAUGGACGUCUCGUACACGGACCAUUCGUUCAUCAUUGGGCGGGGCGGCAACAACAUCAAGAAGAUUAUGGAGGAGACGGCCACCCACAUCCACUUCCCGGACUCGAACCGUUCGAAUCCGACCGAGAAGAGCAAUCAGGUGUCGAUGUGCGGCAGCAUCGAGGGGGUGGAACGGGCGAGAUCGCUGGUGCGCAACUCGACGCCGUUGCUGAUCUCCUUCGAGCUGCCGAUACUGGCGCCGGGCAAGACGCCGCCAGACAACGACACGCCGUACGUGAAGGAGAUCGAGGCGGAGUACGGGGUGCAGGUGAUCUUCUCCACCCGACCGAAGCUCCACUCGUCGCUCGUGCUGGUGAAGGGGUCGGAAAAGGAGGAGCGCAUGGUGAAGGAGGCGACCCGCCGGCUGAUGGACCUGAUGUGCGAGAAUAUGGCGAGCCAAAUACCGGUGCACAUGCAGCUGGAAAUCUCGACCCAGCAUCAUCCGAUCGUGCUCGGCCGGUCGUCGAGCAAUUUGCGUGAAAUUAUGAACCGCACCGGUACACAGAUAAUGUUCCCGGAUGCAAACGAUGUGAACAUCAAGCCAAUCAAGCGCUCCCAGGUGACCAUAACUGGCUCCAUAAACGGUGUCUACCUAGCGAGGCAGCAAUUAAUUGGAAGCCUCCCGAUAGCGCUCAUCUUCGACUACCCGGAAAACACGGUCGAUUCGGACGAAAUUACCAAGCUAAUGCUAACGCACGACGUGUUCAUCUCGGUGCGGCAAAAGUCCCGCCAGAGCACGCUCUGCAUCGUGAUCAAGGGCAUCGAGAAGUUUAUCGCCAACAUCUACGAGGCCCGACAUCAGCUGCUGAAGGGUGGUGGGGCGCGCGUUGUCGCCGAAAUACCGCGCACCUACUUCGGGCCGAACGAGCACCCGCAGCAAACGAGCCAGAACAUAUCGGCACUGUUGGCGGGCCCGGUAGCGCCACCGUUCUCGCCGCUCUCACCCAUCAAUCCGCUACCGUUCGUCGGAUGGCCAACGCCAACGUCGGCGGCUGCGGCGGCGGCUGCGGUGGCGGCGGCUGCAGCGGCCGCCUCCCUGCCGUCGAGCGAUUUUGCCUUCAGCCACAUGCGGGGUCAGUUCCAGAACUUCCACGUGCAUGGACCGGGCAAGUUGCCGACGGGCCAACAUCAUCAGCUGCUGCCGCUUUCGCUCCCGCCCGGGCUAGAGCGGGCAGUACCGGGCGGUAGUUCGGCAGGGAAGAUGAACCAUCUUUCCAGCCCCCAUUUGCUGUCCGUACCGGGCCACGGGGUCGGUGGUGGAGGCAGCGCAUCUUAUCUACAAAAUCAGCAACACCAACAUCAUGCCCAGCAGCAGCAGCAGCAGCAUCAUCACACGACGCAUUCGCACCAUCAACGCAAUCAGCAGCAUUCGAACGGGAACUGCUCGACUUCCACCAGCCUGACGGUGAGCCAGAACAGUAGCCACAACGAUAUCCAUUCGAGCGGCUACCAAAGCUUGAACUGUUCCAGCAACUCGCUCGACCAACAGUUCCAGAGCAACUCGUCCGCGUCCGGCUCGGUGUCGCAGGUGUCCUCCAACUCGCUGCUGAACAGCUCGCCCGAUCAUCAAAGUCCGGGCGCGACCGGGACGAGCGGAUUGAACCGGUGCCGGCUUUCCGUCUGCACGCCGGAAAGCCCACACUACCAGUCGGAGCUGGAGCAACGAACGCCACUCGCGUUCGAGCAGAAGAGCUCCCUGGCUGACACGUUCCUGUUCAAUCUGGAUCCACGCGUGGUGGCGGGUUACAAGGCGAUGCACAUGUCGCCCCAGCAGGGUGAAAUACGCACUCCGACACUGUCCUGGCAGGGGCUCGGGCUAAGCCAGUCGUCGCCCGCCCCGCUCGAGGCGUGCGAUCUCAGCUGGGCCAACACGAGCAGCUCGAGCAGCACCGGCGGUGGCCGGGACGGUGGUGGCGGCAGCGGCUGCGCCAACACCAGUACGAGCAGCUCAAGCAGCGGGGCUGCUGAUUCGCGCCACAACAUGACGACCACCAUGAUUGAGGUGACACCGCGGCAUCAGCGCGAGCAGAUGUCGCAGUACAACGACGUCACCACCAUCCUGACCGGGCUGGGGCUCGAGCACUACAUCAAGAACUUCAUCAACGGCGAGAUCGACAUGACCGUCUUCCAGACGCUCACCGAUCAGGAUCUGCUCAAUCUGGACAUUAAGCCGCUGGGGGCGCGCCGCCGCAUCCUGAUGGCGAUACACGAUCUGAGCGUCCGGCAGGGCGGUGGGCUGUUCGGGUCGUCCGCCCUGUCACCGUCGGCCCUACCGUCGUCACUGUCGCGCUUUUCCGGCUCGGCCGCACCCGGCGCAGAGCGCCGGAGCUCCAGUGGGCAGUAGGUUAAGGAGAGGUAGCCUACUCGACGGGUGGUGUGAUGUGGUGUGU
This is a messenger RNA of Anopheles coluzzii, 3912 nucleotides long. RefSeq names its product protein bicaudal C (gene BicC). The transcript has 9 exons. Gene Ontology annotation, molecular function: protein binding; RNA binding. The coding region runs from base 1059 to 3866 and encodes 935 amino acids. Gene Ontology annotation, cellular component: cytoplasm. The record is from RefSeq and is a predicted model, not a curated record. Lineage: Eukaryota; Metazoa; Arthropoda; Insecta; Diptera; Culicidae.